CUUUUUGACGCAGGAAGAAAUGGCAAAUUUGAAAUGGAAGAGAAACGGCGAAAGUACUCGAUCAGCAGCGAUAACUCAGACACCACUGACAGCCAGACAACGUCAACUUCAAGAUGCUCCAAAAUCCCAAAUACAAAAUCUGGUUGGUCAAGACAGAAGGAGAAGAAACCCUCAGAGGUUUUUCGUACAGAUUUGAUAACAGCCAUGAAGAUUCCAGAUUCGUACCAGCUGAGCCCAGAUGAGUACUACAUCCUUGCUGAUCCCUGGAGACAGGAGUGGGAGAAAGGUGUUCAGGUGCCUGCAAAUACAGAAACAAUCCCGGAACCAGUGAUUAGGAUCAUUCCUGCACUAGAUCACUCUUCACCACAGAUCUCUCCAAGCAGUCUGUCCAGCUCUGACAGCUCUGGAGUCACCAGGACAUACUCCAAACGAGUUAGCCGUUACGAUCUGGAUGAAAUAGAUGCUUGCUGGCUGGAACUCUUAAACAUGGAGCUUAAGGAAAUGGAACAGCCAGAAAUGGAUGAAUUCACCCUGGAAAGAGUGCUGGAGGAGCUGGAGACGCUGUGCUACGAAAAUAUGAACAUUGCCAUUGAGACGGAGGAAGGCCUGGGCAUAGAGUACGAUGAGGAUGUCGUGUGUGACGUCUGCCGCUCGCCCGAAGGAGAAGACGGCAACGAGAUGGUUUUCUGUGACAAAUGCAAUGUCUGCGUGCAUCAGGCUUGCUACGGAAUCUUGAAAGUUCCUAUUGGAAACUGGCUUUGCCGAACCUGUGCUCUGGGAGUCCAGCCAAAGUGUUUACUCUGCCCAAAGAGAGGGGGUGCUCUAAAACCCACUCGGAGUGGGACAAAAUGGGUCCACGUUAGCUGUGCCUUAUGGAUACCCGAAGUUAGCAUUGGAUGCCCUGAAAAAAUGGAACCCAUUACAAAGAUUUCACAUAUCCCAGCAAGCAGAUGGGCUUUGUCUUGCAGUCUUUGCAAGGAGUGCACUGGAACAUGCAUUCAGUGUUCCAUGCCUUCCUGCAUCACAGCCUUCCACGUAACAUGCGCCUUUGAACGCAAUCUGGACAUGCGGACACUUUUAGCAGAGAAUGAUGAAGUGAAGUUCAAGUCAUUCUGUCUUGAGCACAGCAGCAAUGCCACUAAGCCACCAGAUCAGGUACUGACAGAGGCAGAUCAAAACAAACUAGACAUGGAGAAGGUAACGCUGAGAAAGCAGAAGCUCCAGCAGCUGGAGGAAGACUUUUAUGAUCUUGUGAAGCCCUCAGAAGUGGCUGAGAACCUUGAUAUGACUGAGUGGCUAGUUGAUUUUGUCUAUCAGUACUGGAAGAUGAAGAGGAAAGCCAAUUACAACAAGCCCUUGAUGGUGCCUAAAACGGAUGAGGUGGACAAUUUGGCUCAACAAGAGCAGGAUGUGCUGUACCGACGCUUGAAGCUUUUCACACACCUCAGGCAGGAUCUUGAAAGGGUUAGAAACCUCUGUUACAUGGUGACAAGGCGAGAGAAAAUGAAGCACUCCAUUUGCAAACUCCAGGAACAGAUCUUCCAUCUCCAGAUGAAACUUAUUGAGAAAGAUCUUUAUCCAGAGCAAACUGGGAAGAGAACAAAGGGAAGGAGAAGUGACCCAAAAAGAAAAGGAAGAGAUGAUAGGAAAAGCAGUCCAGAGAAGAAAGAAAAAAGGAAAUCUGGGAAUGAGUUGGUGCUGCAACAACUGGGUUUGCCACCUUCCUUUCCCAUUGAUGGGACCUUCUUCAACAGCUGGCUGGCUCAGUCUGUACAGAUUACUACAGAGAACAUGGCAAUGAGCGAGUGGUCCUUGAACAAUGGCCAUCACGAAAAUACCACCCCUGGCCUCUCUGAGGAGCUUUUACAAGAUGAAGAAACCUUGUUAAGUUUUAUGAUGGAUCAUUCCUUGAAGUCCCCAUUGAAGCAGAGUGACACAGCGAAGAAAGCUAAAAGCAAGCUGCGCGCACACACUAAGAAAAAACCUGCAAGAAACGGCUUGAAUAACAUCUGCAGAAGUCAACAAGAGGAGGAUUCAAAUCAGUGGACGAAUAAUGUGAAUUAUUUGUCAGACUACACCACAAAAUCUUUAACCCACAAUUUAAGAAACAACAAGGCAGAGAAAAGUAUGGACAGACUGCAGCCAGAGCGCAAAGGGAUGUGUGAAGCAAAAAAGACAUCUAAGAAGGGUUCUCAUCCUGCGCCUCCUCUUCCAAAAGCAAAUGAUUCUCAAGCUUCCCAAGGUCUGAUAAGUAACCUAAGCAAUGAUGAAGAACCGUCUGAUCCUAACUCCCUGGUUAAAGUGCCUGACUCAUUAGGUAGUCCGAAAACAGUAGUGAAGUUCAAAUUACCAAAAGAGGGCAGAGGGACUCGGAGAUCACAGAAUGAGAAGACUGACAUGCUUAAUGGACCUCCAGGAAGUGAAAGAUCAAAGGUUAUCUUACACCCUUUCGACAAUGAGACUGACGGCUACUUUUCAGAUGCAGAAAUGAGCGACUCCGACACAGAAUCCAGUAGCGGCAGAGGGCAUUGUAGCCAGUUAGAUUCAGGAAACGAGGAUCAUUUCAGAAUGAGUAUUUUGGCAUCCUAAUACACCAGAUAGACCAAUUGUGACAGCUCAUUGAGGCCUAAAUCCAGUUAUAACUGCCAUGUCCCAUUUCUUCCUGGUGUCAUAACAGAGGAUUUUAGUUUUAUUUGUUUUAAUUUGUAUAUAAAGGUUUUGAAAUUAGCACUGUUGUUUUUCCUCUUCUCUAUAUGCCUGAGAAAACAGCU
Messenger RNA from Euleptes europaea (tarantolino), 2771 nucleotides. It is a transcript of the gene JADE2, whose product is annotated as jade family PHD finger 2. Gene Ontology annotation, cellular component: histone acetyltransferase complex. The record is from RefSeq and is a predicted model, not a curated record. Bases 34 to 2589 code for a protein of 851 amino acids. The transcript is spliced from 12 exons. Gene Ontology annotation, biological process: regulation of transcription by RNA polymerase II. NCBI's taxonomy places the organism in Eukaryota, Metazoa, Chordata, Lepidosauria, Squamata, Sphaerodactylidae.